AUACACUUCACCAAAAACUUAGAAUCCACAAUUCUUUAUUUUCGGUGAUUAAAGUUGUGGUACAAAGUUCUCUUAAACAACGUUUGCAUAUUUAUUUUUUAUUACUACCGUCCAUCAUCAAUUCUAUCGAUUUGCUGAAGAUCGCGCAUGUUGACUUGUGAUUUUCGUAACGCUUUGAAUCCAAAUUGCUUUCUUUGAAAGAAGAAAUUAUUUUUCUUACUUUGGAUAGAGAAUUGGAUCCUGUAGGAGGUUAAUCGACUCUACACGGUUUCAUAUAUUAAACCUUUGAAAGUCGACAAGGAUUUUUCUUGGUAAUCUACUUCUUAAUCUUCUUUUCUUAGUUAAGUAUUUACCGCUCUUUUCUGUUAGACAUGCUAUACUUUGUUAUGAUAAGUCUCUAAAUCGUUAGUUCUGUUAAUCGUGUCCAUACUUAUGUCCCAUAACCUAAAGAUUUAUUUUCUUUUUGCUCUUUGCAGUUUUUUUAUUUGGGUAUUUUUUCGGAGUUUUGUCAUAAAAAUUGUCUACUUAUGGGCGACUGGUUAUUUUAUUUGGUUUCAUUUGCAUUCAAAGCAUCUCGGUACCUUCACUUCAAUCAAUUCGGCUGAGCCAUUUCUCGUGGAUCCUACAGUUUUUCGGAAACGGAGUCAAAAUCUACUAAAAUCGAGAUUCCUACUGAGGCAAGCUUUAUGUCCAGGAUAUCCAGAGAUUUCAGAAGAAAUAGAGUUCAUCCUGGAAAUUUUCAUGGAAAAAUACGUGAAAAAAUGGUCAUCUCUAAUUAUUGGCGAACCUACCAUUCCUAAUAGUAUUGAGGAUCAUUUUCGAAAAUGUAUUCAUACCCUAUUUUUGAGUGUUGAGACGGUUGACUUUGCAGAUGUUCUCAUUAAGAAAAUCUUACCACUGCUUACAAAGCACCUGCGUCUUUUUAUCGAAGCAGAGCAACUCGUUGUUGGCCACAAGGCUGUUUCUUUUACUGACCAUUCUGAGCUUUCAAAAGAAAUAGCUGCGAAAUAUAAUAAUGGAUCAUUACAUAAAGCUAUUCUUUUGUCGGGAAAUCCGAUGGUUGCUCAAAAAAAGUAUUUGAGAAAUUGGACCAUCCAGGUUUUAUCAAUAAUACUCCCUAAUUACUACCAAACAAGCCCUCUAGUAAUCUCAUUAAUUACGGAAAUAAUAAUUAAUGCUGCGCUUCUUCCGUUAAUAUCCUACGUUUCUGACCCCGAUUUCUUCAAUUACUUGAUUAUUCAAGGUAGUGGAAGUAUUAUAGAACGACGCAGAAAGAUACGUCGCUUAAAGCAUGCUAUACGCAAGUUGUCUUCAAAUUCUCAAAUUGGGGCACGCAGGCUAGGACUCAAAGAUAGCCAACAUGCUUUCGACCAAUAUAUUAGGGAAAUCCGUCGUAUUUCUAAUAUUUCUGAUGCAAGGCGUUUGCGAUCCGAGUUGUUAGUGCAAAGGCGACAAUUAGAUCAACACACCCCCUUUAGUUCUGAGCUUCAACAAUAUCAUGAACGUUUACGAGUUGCUAUAAAUACAACUGAAAAAAGAAUAUCCGUUCUUUCUGGAUUCCCUUUUCAAAGGAGGCAGUCUGCCCUCGUUGAACAAGCUCAGUCUUUGCAGCAAAUAUUGUCUGAUUCCGCAGCAGUUUCAUGCUUCUUGGAAUUUAUGGAACGUAGGCAUAGGUCCCAUUUACUUCAUUUCUGGCUUGUAGUGGAAGGAUUAAAAGAAUCACAAGAUGAUCCUUUGAAUGCACACAUAAUGGCUCCUUUUUCUGAUAUUUUUUCAGAUUAUACUGAUUUUACAGCCAUUGCUAAAUCUUAUAUAAAAAGAAAUGAGAAUCCCUUUGAAAUACCAGAUUCCUUGGUGAAUUCUGUGUACUCUUUCAUUAGCCAACCCGAAAAUAAUCUCUCGUCUGAACUUUGGAUUGAGGCCAGGAAUGCUAUGCUGGCCGCUCAGGAGCAUGUUUUUAAUAUCAUGCAUAAUGACGAUUACUUGGAAUUUGUAAAUAGUGAUAUAUAUUAUCGCUUUCUUGCUCAAGACGUUAUUUCAGACCAGAAGUCAUUAACAUCAUCCACUGCAUACAGUCCUAUAAACGAUACUCUAGAUAAUCCUCCAAAUUCUUCCAGACAAGCUUCGAUAAAAAGCAUAUCUUCUUCUUCAAAAUCUUUCAAUUCUUCUGCAUCAGUUCCAUUGUCCAUGCCUUCCUUGAGAAAGGAUACUACUUUGAACGAUGUGGAUUUAGAAGACACAAUUAGUAGUGAUGAAGAAGAGGUGCUUUUUGCUUCCCCGGGUGAUCUUCAGUUAUCUGAGGCGAUUGAAGAACUUCACGCGGACAUCCAAGAGUUUGAAAACCAACUUCACGCCUUGAGCACAAUGAUGAAGAAAGCCGAAUUAAUCUCAGAUCAAAAACAGUUUAAAAGUCUGUCUAAAAGCUAUCAAGCUAUAGAAAAGGCCGUAAAUCGAAAAAAAAGACAAGUGGAUCAAUAUUUGUCACAAGAAGAAGACAGUAAAUUGUAUAAUCGUUCCAGGGUUUCCAUUGAUUCUUAUAAACUUUGUAAGGAUGAGAACGAACAAGAAUAUGCUGUCUAUACGAUUCGUAUUGAACGCCUGGAGGGAGAUAUAAUAAGGUCAGGUUGGAUGGUCGCUAGAAGAUAUCGAGAAUUUGCUGAAUUGCAUAAGCAAUUGAAGCAAAUGUUUCCACAAGUACGCUCGCUUAAAUUUCCCAAUAAAACCGUUAUCCCUUCAAUAACUAAGUCGAUUUUGGAAUAUAGAAAAACGGCCCUUGAAGAAUACUCGCAAGCUAUUUUUCAGAUGCCUGACGUUUGCGAUAGCAAAAUUUUAAGAAUGUUUCUAUCUCAACAGAACGUUACUGCACCUCAAAUGUUCAAUCCAAAGAUAGUCGGUGAAAGAUGGAAGCGCUCGUUGGAGACACUGGGUUUUGAAGUAAACGGUUCGUUUAAAUUGUCACAAGCCGAUAGUACAUCCUCUUUUUCAGCUCCUAUAUGUGAAUUUUUGAUUGAGCUCUUUUCACCAAAUAAUGAUAUAAAGCAACAGUGGAUGCCGAAAAAAGCAUAUAUUUCCAUUCUAGAACAACUAUUCGGAGGUGCUCUGGAAAAACGUAUACGAACACAAAUGCAUCAGUGGGUCAAUCAAGAGCGAAUAUAUCAGAAAGUCCACCAGCUUCGACAUGAAUUAAGUGGAAUCAAGAAACCUGGACGAUCGGCAGCUGGGUCUAGUCGUGCUCGUAAACCAGCUUAUGCUGAUCGAAAUCAACUGAAAGCUGAGGCUGGUAUCAUGCUUGCAUCUAUGUUUCCUGGAUAUACGCCUGACAUAGCCGUUAAAAGAAUUUUCCGAAUCUUACAAAACCAAACACUUAAUGCACAUAUAAUUUAUACCUUGCUAGAUGAAGCACUGGAAGGUUUAAAGCAGCAUAAAGAGGAUUCAGCAACAAAACCAUAGCUUACGAGCUUUCUCCCGACUCCUUCCGGUUUAAUAAUCAUCGUACUAAUUUGCUACGCUUAAUAUUUGCUCUAAUCGUGAUCAAUUUACAGAUUUUAAUAUUGAAACUUAUCUUCUUAACAUUUAUGAUGCCCUAUUUCAAUCGGUAGCGACGCUGGAUUGCACCAGGACAUAGACCUGAUAAUUAUUUGUAGAUUUUGGCCUGAAAAUAAGAGCCAUAUUAAUCUUCAUUCGCCUACAGUUUGUAAUCUACUAGCCUUUUUCGUUUACUGGGGUGUAGACCAACAGCUAUAUUAGACUAGGUACAGCGCAAAAGGACCGUGAAGCAUUCAACAUCCAGUGUUCCAAACCCCGUUUGGUGCCUUAACAUAUAAAUAGUAAAUUUACAAGCGAUUAAUUAGGGAAUGACAUGUAUGCGACCACUCCUUUACUCUGGCUUCUGUUCAAUUGACGAUGAAAGGCAGUGAAUGCAAGACUCUUGACAUGAAGUUUUAAUUUGUAAUGAUAUCUUUAUUUCUUCUACUCUAAUGGGAUCAACUUUAAACGAUUGAUCUUUUAGGAAAUUCUAAACAGAAGAAUUGAUCUGGGAAGUUGAAUUUUGAAUUUUUAAAAAUUCGUUAAUAAGUAACACGAGUAACAC
Molecule: messenger RNA, 4090 nt
Organism: Schizosaccharomyces cryophilus OY26
Lineage: Eukaryota; Fungi; Ascomycota; Schizosaccharomycetes; Schizosaccharomycetales; Schizosaccharomycetaceae
Product: sorting nexin Snx12
Exons: 1
Coding region: 433-3450 (1005 amino acids)
Cellular component (GO): intracellular membrane-bounded organelle
Molecular function (GO): phosphatidylinositol binding
Source: RefSeq, a predicted model, not a curated record